Molecule: messenger RNA, 1950 nt
Organism: Pseudozyma hubeiensis SY62
Lineage: Eukaryota; Fungi; Basidiomycota; Ustilaginomycetes; Ustilaginales; Ustilaginaceae
Product: carboxylesterase
Exons: 1
Coding region: 1-1950 (649 amino acids)
Molecular function (GO): carboxylic ester hydrolase activity
Source: RefSeq, a predicted model, not a curated record
AUGCGAUCUCUUUGGAAGCUGUUGCCCUUGGUAGCCGGCCUGCACCUGGCAGUUUUCUGCGGACUGUCCGCUGCGCUUCCCUCUCCAGCCCCAGGCACGCCGCUCGACCUACCAUCCGUGCUUUUCUCCCGAGCCUCCUCGGACGCGAUUAAUUCCAACAACACGGCCGACUGCACCAACUGCACCAACCUGGGCAACUUUGUCAAUCCCAUCCCCGUAACCUCCUCCGACCCCGUCGUCCAGGUGCGCAACGGCUCGUACGCCGGUCUCACGAUCCAACCCAUCGCUGCCUCCUCCACGCGCUCCGGUUUCGGAACCAACCGCACGCAGCAUGCCUUCCUCGGCAUUCCCUACGCUCAACAACCUAUCGACGAUCUUCGCUUCCGUCGACCGCGCUCUCUCAACUCCACUUGGAACGAUGUCAGAUCAGCCAAGAGGUACUCCGAGCUGUGCUUCGGUGUCGGUGUCGAUGACGACUACAAUCCGCCCUACGUGACGUACAAGUUGGGCGAGAGGUGCUUGACGUUGAACGUCGUCAGACCUGACAAUGUCAAGCAAGGCGAUGAUCUGCCCGUUUUCGUCUGGAUUCACGGCGGCGGAUUCAGUUUCGGCGGUUCGGGGGAUAGGAGGUACAAUGGUAGCUUUGUGGUGGACAAGUCGGUCGAAUUGGACCAGCCAGUGAUCUACGUCAGUCUCAACUACCGGGUGAAUGUGCUAGGAUUCCCGGUCGGAGAUGAGGCGGAGCAGGAGGGGAUUCAGAAUCUGGGAUUGUACGAUCAGCGUCUCGCGCUGCACUGGAUCAGGGAGAACAUCGGUGCCUUUGGUGGUGACAGGGACAAGGUGAGCAUCCUGGGAGAGUCGGCUGGCGGUGGUAGCAUGUUGCUCCACCUGGCGGCUUACGGUGGUCGCGAUGACAAGCUCUUCAGAUCGGUCGUGGUUCAGAGUGGGUACUGGUCGAGUCAGCUGGCGACGAAGAAUACGACUGCUGAAUGGAACCAGCAGUGGGGAUCGCUUUCCGAGUAUGCCAACUGCGCAAGUGGGAGCUCGAUCGAAUGCUUGCGCAAGGUGCCGCUGGACACUAUCAAGCAGUGGAGUCAGAAGAACAAUGCGACGCUGAGUGCGUUCAAUCCGGUAGUGGAUGGUGACCUGGUGGAGGAGGAUCUGCAAAAGUCGUUCUUGGAAGGCAAGUUUGUCAAGAACGCCAGCGUGCUGCUCAACAACAACUUGGACGAGGGCAUCUCGUUUGGCGUCCGAGGUGUCAACAACACCAACGACAUUGUCAAUGCACUCGAAGCGUCUCAAGCUUUGCCGGACGGGUGGCUGAAUUCGGAUGUCAGGUCGGACCUCGCCAGGAUCUAUCCUGACAACGAGGACAUUUACGCACCGUUCCAAGCCGGCGCUGGGCUUCUGCCCCCGACCAACGGUAUCAUCGGCAUGAACGACCGACGUUCGUGCGCCAUCUUUGGCGAUCUUCGAUUCGUCGGCCCUCGCCGACAGGCCGCACUUGCGCUGGCCAAAGGCUCCAACAAGUCGAUCUACGUAUCGCGCUUCGACCAGCUCUCGUACAAGACACCGGUGAACGUGGGCGCCCAACAUUUCCAAGAGGUGGCCUACAUGUUUAGGAACCCGCUGGACACUCAGAAUGCGCUAGGACCGCUCACGAAGGAUGUGGAGCUGGCGGAUGAGAUGGCGAGCUACUGGAUCAGCUUUGUUGCCAGCGACGAUCCGAACCGGGCGAAGGAGGAGGGCAAGAUGGGAGGAGGGGCGGUGGAGUGGCCCAAGUACACGGUGGAGGGGAAAAAGGGGCUGGCUUGGGUGAGGGAUGGGUUGGGACACAAGACCAAGGUGAUCAAGGAUGAUUACAGGACGGAGGGGAUGGAGCUAUUGAUGGCUCUGAGGAGCGGCAGCUACGAUCAUAAUACGUUCAAGGCGAAGAGGGACGAGCUUUGA